Penicillium robsamsonii is the source of this 1197-nucleotide messenger RNA. RefSeq lists its product as uncharacterized. Lineage: Eukaryota; Fungi; Ascomycota; Eurotiomycetes; Eurotiales; Aspergillaceae. The coding region runs from base 1 to 1197 and encodes 398 amino acids. The transcript has a single exon. The record is from RefSeq and is a predicted model, not a curated record.
AUGUUACUUCGUCACCCCUUUGUCACGGCUCUUGCCUUGCUCGCCGUUCCAACGGGAGUAUUAUCACGAAAAGAUGACACCAGCAGCGGCAGCGGCAGCGGCAGCGAUAGUGACAGCGAUAGUGACAGCAAUACCUACAACGAUCACCGCAAUGGCCACAGCGACUCUGAUGACUCUAAGGAUAGUGACCACACCUCUUCAUCUACGUCAUCCUCGAGCGGACCCAAGUGCACAGAUUCCCACCGCCUGGACUUUGAGGAUCUUCAACCUUCGCACUACGAUAAAUACAAUCGGGACCCACGUCGUGGUCAUGCUAGUGCUUAUAGCGAGUUGGAUGGUGUCUUUUUCAAAGGCGAAGCCAGUCUCAAAUACACAAUCACAACACCACCCACAAACCUGACAGAAGGUGACAUCGUUAGUUCAUCUUUAAUCACAUGUCCCGUUGGCAAACAAUCCAUGCGCAUGCUGGGCGCUGCAUGGGUCGCUGCCAAAGCUCCUGCUCCUGCAGGACCCGUCAACCCCAUCACAUUGGGGUUCAAGGCCUGGAAGAGCAACGUACGUGUCUCGGAUAUCGACAAUUCAUACAGUGUGUGUGAAGAUUUGGAUCUUAUACGGCUCACCACAACCGUGGACUGGAUUACAGAAAAUGCAGUUCAAGCCAUGGACGCCGUUGCAUUAAACAUAACCCAGGCGGCUGAUAACAGCAACAAGAUUAUGUUUGACGGCGUCUAUGAUCUCAAAGACUGGACUGAUAGGGAACGGGACUUUAUGCAGAGAGCACACUACGACAAUGCAGGUCUUUAUGACCAGAUGAUUGCUCUUCCAGAUAGCUUAUGCUCCGAGAAGAGCAAGCUGGGCAAAAUUCUUAUUGGAUGGCCUACUGGAACACAUAUCAAUGGGUCUAUGACCAAUGAAACUCUUGAGCUGAAUUUCUCAGGCGCUACAGGUGCUGGGUUUGAACAUUCUGGUCAAAAAUGGCCAGAGACCGACACAAAAGUAAAUGUGACCUUCGAACUCACAUUUACGGGUAGUUUGGACGCCGCGAAUUCCUCGCAGGUGGUUCUGACAGGGACGUCGAGCCACAAUGCGUCGCUAGUCAGCUUUGAGAGGGUGACUGGUAGUGCCACUAUCAUAAGUCUCUCAUUGCACUGUCUACUCAUAUCUUUAUUGGUCAGUUUUGGGGUGAUGGUUUUAUGA